AUGCCAACCACACCGCCUUCUUCUCCGGUUCGUCCAAUUGAUCCAAUUGCUCCAGUUCUUGAUGAUUCUUCAUCACCAAAUUCUUCUUCGUCCGUGUCUGGUGUUGAUUCAGUCCUCAAUCCAUAUUAUCUUCACCAUACGGAUAACACAGAGCUUGUUCUUGUUACUCAACCGCUUACAGAGGAAAAUUAUUCCUCUUGGAGUCGGUCUAUGCUCAUUGCCCUCUCCAUCAAGAACAAGCUAGGGUUUAUUGAUGGAUCUAUUAGUCGACCGAUUGGUGAACUGCUUCCGGCAUGGAUUCACAAUAAUCAUGUAGUUAUUGCAUGGAUUCUCAAUUCUGUAUCGAAGGAAAUCUCAUCGAGCAUUCUGUUUUCGGAAUCGGCUCGCGAUAUCUGGAUCGAUUUGAAGGAGCGCUUUGAAAAGAGCAACGGUCCUAGGAUUUUUCAAUUGAAGCGUGAUCUUGCUCAAUUGUGGCAAAAUCAACAGUCUGUCAGUCUCUAUUUCACUAAACUCAAAGCUGUUUGGGACGAAUUAAUUCAAUAUCGUCCUUUGUGUUCUUGUUCGUGUGUCUCCUCUUCUCCUUCUCCGACUGCCUCUCUUGCCCUAGCCGUUCAACAUUCGGCCCAUUCUAGCAAGACUAUGACAAAAUCUCUGGCGACUACUUCGAAGGGAAAGAAGGAGAGACCAUUCUGCACUCACUGUGGCCUCUUUGGUCACACCAUUGACCGUUGCUACAAAUUACACGGUUAUCCUCCUGGAUAUCGUUCUCAGAAUUUGCGGUCCUCGUCUCAGGCCUUUGCUCACUCUGCUUCUUCGCAGACCACUAGUGGCUUCUUUAGCUUCUUCUCCUGCUAUGUCGAAUCCUGA
Messenger RNA from Momordica charantia (bitter melon), 867 nucleotides. RefSeq lists its product as uncharacterized. The record is from RefSeq and is a predicted model, not a curated record. Lineage: Eukaryota; Viridiplantae; Streptophyta; Magnoliopsida; Cucurbitales; Cucurbitaceae.